AGGAACCAAGAAAACCAGAGUGCUGAAGUCACUUUCAUUCUCUUGGGCUUUUCAGAAUAUCCAGAACUCCAGAUGCCCCUGUUCCUGGUAUUCCUGACCAUCUAUACAGUCACUGUUUUGGGAAAUCUGGGCAUGAUCAUGAUUAUCCAGAUCAAUCCCAAACUCCACACCCCCAUGUACUUUUUUCUCAGCCAUUUAUCUUUGGUUGAUUUCUGUUACUCUACAGUAGUCACACCCAAACUAUUAGAAAACUUGGUUGUGGAAGACAGAACCAUCUCCUUCACAGGCUGCAUCAUGCAAUUCUUCUUUGCGUGCAUAUUCGUGGUGACAGAAACCUUCAUGUUGGCCGUGAUGGCAUAUGACCGAUUUGUGGCAGUUUGUAACCCUCUUCUGUACAUAGUUGUCAUGUCUCAGAAGCUUUGUUCCUUGUUGGUGGGUGCAUCAUACUCCUGGGGUAUAGUGUGUUCCCUGACUCUUACUUACUUCCUACUGAAAUUAUCCUUCAAAGGAAAUAAUAUCAUAAAUAACUUUGUCUGUGAGCAUGCCGCUAUCAUCUCUGUGUCCUGCUCUGAUCCCUACAUGAGCCAGAAGAUUAUUUUAAUCUCUGCCACAUUCAAUGAAAUAAGCAGCCUGGUGAUCAUUCUGCUCUCCUAUGUUUCCAUUUUUAUCACUGUCUUGAAGAUGCCUUCCACUGGGGGGCGCCACAAGGCCUUCUCCACGUGUGCUUCCCACCUGACGGCUAUCACAAUCUUCCAUGGGACCAUUCUCUUCCUGUACUGUGUUCCCAACUCCAAAAGUUCAUGGCUCAUGGUCAAGGUGGCUUCUGUCUUUUACACUGUGGUCAUCCCCGUGCUGAACCCACUGAUCUAUAGCCUCAGGAACAAAGAUGUGAAGGAGACAGUCAAGAAGUUAAUGAAGAUUGAGUUUAUAGAGUUACCCUGA
This is a messenger RNA of Prionailurus viverrinus (fishing cat), 942 nucleotides long. RefSeq names its product olfactory receptor 5D13-like. Gene Ontology annotation, molecular function: olfactory receptor activity; G protein-coupled receptor activity; odorant binding. Lineage: Eukaryota; Metazoa; Chordata; Mammalia; Carnivora; Felidae. The transcript is spliced from 2 exons. Gene Ontology annotation, biological process: G protein-coupled receptor signaling pathway; sensory perception of smell. The record is from RefSeq and is a predicted model, not a curated record. Gene Ontology annotation, cellular component: membrane. The coding region runs from base 73 to 942 and encodes 289 amino acids.